AUGUCUUCGAUAAACACCGACACGAACCUCAUCACUAAUGCCCUGAGUAGACUCAAGCGUCUCGACAUCGACCAGUACAUCAUCGCAUUGGGUCCCGAAAACCGACAGUUCGUUGCCACCUGCGAUGGAUACUCUGCAAGCUACUUACCCACCCAGCCACUCGCUGAGCUUGCGGCAGGCGAUAUCGAGAAGGUUACAUGGGUAGCUUUUGGCAGUACUAUUGACUCUUGGUUCUUCGCGUACGCCUUCAAGGAUGGUGCCACGACGUUCCGUCUCGGCAAAGGUGUGCCUGGCCCUCUCCGCGAGUACGUUGGUAGGUUCGGCAAACCGACGGAUCUCGAAGGCACACUACGUGUGCAGCUCGGUCACGCCAACUCGUUUGUGGCUUGGAGCAAGACUGCGUGGGCCUGCUCUGGUAACGUUCCAGACGAGCUGCACAAACAUAUGUGCUCCCUGAGCUCCAGCACACGUGUCGGCCAAAACAUCACCAUGGGCUCCCUUAAGAAGGGCUCUCUCAUCAACGUUCAGUGGAACAGGGACGGCUCAUACUACCUUGAGACUACCCACGCUAACGACAGGCAAUUCCGAUCAGCCAUGUUGGUAGAAGCCUGGUGGAGCUUGUGGCCAGGACUGGAGAAAUGCAUCUUUGGGCAAGAACAUGUCGCAGAGAUAGCGCAUCUGGCUAUCAGUGCCCACGCACCAUCGAGCGAGCAGUUUGCGAUAGUCAAGAAGCAGAUCCCCGAGGAAGACGUAUCAUUCGUCCUGCAUUUGGGUGAGGAACCUGUCCACGCUAGGCUUCCGAGUGUCAGCUACAGCCUUCGUCCUAUCGUACAGAAGACGGAGCCUAAAUACUUCCGUUGGGCCGUCUGUACCAAGUCAGGUCGUCCUCAUGGAGUCACCAGAGAUACCUGGGAGCUAUCGGUAAAGAAGGGCCAAUUGAUCAAGGUGCUUCAGAGAAUGCAAGCAGAUUGGUACAUCGUCAUUGAUCAAAAGGGCGUGAAGGGAUACGCGCAUGGAUCCUGGCUGGACUUCGAUCAUCCCCGCCUCCACUAUGUCGAUGCUCGAGCUGCGUGGCUCCACUUCAUGGACGACGUCGCGAGCAUGCGGCCAGGUCCGGUGACUCGGUUCUUGAGGAUGGCCGACUAUGUGGCUGUGUGCACUAGGGCUGGAUGCAAGCAGACCAAGAACGAUGAGGCUUGCCUGGGCAUUUGUGCCCACGACUUGGAGGUUCUGCUGCGCGGCUCAGGGAGCUUCAGCUAUGAUUGGUUGAAGGAGGAGCGCAAUAGGUGGCAUCCGGAUAGGUUCAGCCAGCUCUGCGAUCCAGGACGGUCCGGAGCGCUGAAGCUCAAGGCUCAGCAGCUGUUUGUGCUGUACGCCCCGGCGAGCGUGUACGCGACCAGGUACUUCUCGGCCACAGCAUUCACCAUGACGGCCACCAAGAUCGAUGGCACUGCCAUUGCGAAGAGCAUCCGCGAGCGGUUGGGUGCGAAGAUCAAGGAGAGGCAGAGCGCGAAUCCGCGGUACAAGCCGAGCUUGAAGAUUGUCCAGGUGGGCGACCGGUCAGACUCGAGCACGUAUGUGCGCAUGAAGCUCAAGGCGGCCGAGGAGGCCAGCAUUGAGUGCGAGCUCGUGCAAUUGCCCGAAGACACCAGCGAGGCCGACCUGCUGCACCUCGUCUACGAGUACAACAACAACCCCGCGGUCCACGGCAUCCUCGUGCAGCUGCCCCUCCCCAAGCACAUCUCCGAGCACACCAUCACCUCGGCCGUCGCCGACGAGAAGGACGUCGAUGGCUUUGGCGUCCAGAGCAUCGGUGAACUGGCGAAGCGGGGCGGAAAGCCGCUCUUCACGCCAUGCACGCCCAAAGGUGUCAUGGUGCUGCUGCAAGAGGCGGGCGUCGACAUCAAGGGCAAGAACGCCGUGGUGCUGGGCCGCAGCGACAUCGUGGGCAGCCCCGUCAGCUACCUGCUGAAGAACGCCGACGCCACCGUCACCGUGUGCCACUCGAGGACUGCCGACCUGCCUGAGGUCGUCAAGCGCGCCGACAUCGUCGUCGCUGCCAUUGGCAAGGCCCAGUUCGUCAAGGGCGACUGGCUCAAGCCCGGUGCUGUCGUCAUCGACGUGGGCACCAACUUCGUCCCCGAUGACACGAAGAAGAGCGGACAGAGGCUGGUCGGAGACGUCGACUUUGAGUCCGCCGCCGAGGUCGCGUCACAGAUCACACCAGUGCCAGGCGGUGUCGGGCCCAUGACGAUUGCCAUGCUGCUGCAGAACCUCGUCGACUCAGCCGAUGCCACCUUUGACCGCGAGAAGAAGCGGAAGAUCACCCCUCUGUCGCUCAAGCUCGAGGACCCCAUUCCUGCCGAUCAUGUCAUCUCGAGAAAACAACACCCCAAGCAAAUCACCACCGUCGCCAAGGAGGUGGGUAUUCUGCCCCACGAGCUGGAGCCAUAUGGCUCGACAAAGGCCAAGGUCGACCUCUCUUUGUUGAAGCGACUCGAGCACCGCCGCAACGGACGAUACAUCCUCAUCGCUGGUAUUACCCCCACGCCUCUUGGAGAGGGCAAGUCGACCACUACCAUUGGUGUAGCGCAGGCAUUGGGUGCCCAGCUCGGCAGGAUAUGCUUCGCCAACGUGCGACAGCCUAGCAUGGGACCGACCUUUGGUAUCAAGGGCGGUGCCGCUGGUGGAGGAUACAGUCAGGUCAUCCCCAUGGACCAGUUCAAUCUGCACUUGACUGGUGAUAUCCACGCCAUCACUGCGGCAAACAACCUGCUCGCUGCGGCCAUCGACACGCGCAUGUUCCAUGAGAGCACGCAGAAAGAUGCCGCCCUCUACAAGCGCCUUGUCCCCACCAAGAAGGGCAAGCGCGAAUUCGUACCUGUCAUGUUCCGCCGCUUGAAGAAGCUCGGCAUCGACAAGACCAACCCAGAUGAGCUUACCGAGGAGGAGAUCAGGAAAUUUGCUAGGCUCGACAUCGACCCUGAGACCAUCACCUGGCGACGAGUCCUCGAUGUCAAUGACCGACAUCUGCGAGGCAUCACCAUUGGCCAGGCACCUACUGAGAAGGGACACACUCGUGAGACCGGAUUCGACAUCUCGGUCGCUAGCGAGUGCAUGGCCAUCCUUGCAUUGAGCAAUGACCUCCACGACCUCCGCGAGCGCCUGGGCCGCAUGGUUGUUGCCAGCUCCCGUGCUGGUGACCCUGUUACUUGUGACGACAUUGGUGCUGGUGGUGCACUGACCGCUCUGCUCACUGAUGCCAUCAAGCCCAACAUGAUGCAGACACUUGAAGGCACACCCGUCUUCGUCCACGCCGGUCCUUUUGCUAACAUCAGUAUCGGCGCUUCAUCCGUCCUGGCAGACAAGCUUGCUCUCAAGCUCGCCGGUACUGAGCCGGAUGAGAACCACGACGAGCAGACUGGUUUCGUCGUUACCGAGGCCGGUUUCGACUUUACCAUGGGUGGCGAGCGCUUCUUCAACAUCAAGUGCCGCUCUUCUGGUCUUGUCCCUGACACUGUGGUCAUUGUGGCUACCGUUCGUGCACUCAAGGUGCACGGCGGCGGUCCCGACAUCAGCCCUGGUGCUCAACUCGCGGAGGUUUACCGCACUGAGAACGUGGAGAUUCUCCGCAAGGGUUGUGUCAACCUCAAGAAGCACAUUGAGAACGCCAAGCAGUACGGUGUGCCUGUUGUUGUCGCCAUUAACCGCUUCGCAACAGACACGCAAGCUGAGAUCGAUGUCAUCCGCGAGGAGGCCAUCGCCGCUGGUGCCGAAGACGCGAUUCCCGCCAACCACUUCGCCGAGGGUGGAAAGGGCGCUAUCGACCUCGCGAACGGCAUCAUCUCCGCGUCUGCGAAGCCCAAGGACUUCAAGCUGCUCUACGACGUCAACUCUGGCACUGUGCAGGAGCGCAUGGAGACCAUCGCCAAGAAGAUGUACGGUGCCGACAAGGUCGAGUUCUCCGAGCUCGCACAGAAGAAGGUCGACACCUACGUCAAGCAGGGACUCGGCAACCUGCCCAUCUGCGUUGCGAAGACGCAAUACUCGCUCUCGCACGACCCAGCGCUCAAGGGCGCACCAACCGGCUUCACUGUCCCCAUCAGAGACGUGCGCAUGGCAGCUGGUGCAGGAUACCUGUACGCGCUUGCCGCGGAUAUCCAGACCAUCCCCGGUCUGCCCACCGCACCGGGAUACCUCAACAUCGAUGUCGACGUCGAAACUGGCGAGAUCGACGGCAUGUUUUAG
Parastagonospora nodorum SN15 is the source of this 4248-nucleotide messenger RNA. RefSeq lists its product as hypothetical. Gene Ontology annotation, biological process: tetrahydrofolate interconversion. The transcript is spliced from 5 exons. The coding region runs from base 1 to 4248 and encodes 1415 amino acids. Gene Ontology annotation, molecular function: methenyltetrahydrofolate cyclohydrolase activity; ATP binding; protein binding. Gene Ontology annotation, cellular component: cytosol. NCBI's taxonomy places the organism in Eukaryota, Fungi, Ascomycota, Dothideomycetes, Pleosporales, Phaeosphaeriaceae. The record is from RefSeq and is a predicted model, not a curated record.